Sitophilus oryzae (rice weevil) is the source of this 450-nucleotide messenger RNA. RefSeq lists its product as uncharacterized. Bases 11 to 373 code for a protein of 120 amino acids. The record is from RefSeq and is a predicted model, not a curated record. Lineage: Eukaryota; Metazoa; Arthropoda; Insecta; Coleoptera; Curculionidae. The transcript is spliced from 4 exons.
UUUAAAAUAUAUGGUGCUUUUAAUUGCUUAUUCCAUAGCUUUAAUUUACUUAUAUAUAAAGAAUCAGCUUGUUGGUAGUGUUGUAGCAAUGCAUUUCCUAAUGGUGCUUUUAAUUACUAUAAUUGUACCAACAUCUGGACAAAGAUCCGAAAAUCAGUGGCACCUGUAUUCUGAGAAACUUUACUCCAUGCCGUGGUAUACAUGGAAUACCAAAAAUUGCAACACAUUGUUAUUAAUGAUGGCAAAAUCUAAAAACGAUAUAAUUUGGAGCAUUAUUAAUAAAACCGCCAUUAAUUAUGACUUAUUAGUCGGGAUCUGGAAAAUAUUUUACUUUUUCAUCAAUGCCUUAUUGAAGUCCAAAAAAUUUUUCUAAAAUACAUUUAUUACAUAUUUAUAAUAAUUAGUAUGGUAAUAGCAAAACAAUGUCCGAUGCACGUGAUCAACUUUGAG